Molecule: messenger RNA, 1631 nt
Organism: Gambusia affinis (western mosquitofish)
Lineage: Eukaryota; Metazoa; Chordata; Actinopteri; Cyprinodontiformes; Poeciliidae
Gene: itm2ca
Product: integral membrane protein 2Ca
Exons: 6
Coding region: 574-1353 (259 amino acids)
Biological process (GO): negative regulation of amyloid precursor protein biosynthetic process
Cellular component (GO): plasma membrane; extracellular exosome; Golgi apparatus
Molecular function (GO): amyloid-beta binding
Source: RefSeq, a predicted model, not a curated record
GACCACGUGAUCGUACUUUUAUAAAUUCGAUCGGAUUGCAAAUGAUGGAAAUGUUGGCGCUGUGACAGGCGUUUUAUAGCCGUCUUUGGAGCAGAGAGGAGCUGCAAAUAGAUUUCCUAUGUGACCCAUUUAGCAGGGUCUGACUAAUGCACCGUUGUUAUGUGAUUAUUGCUACCUAGAAUUGUGCGUUUAAAAUGUCCCCGUCGGUGAUCGUACGGCAGGAAAAGAAGACAAAAUGCGAACAUUACCGUAAUAAUUAUUGGUCUUUUAAUAUAGUUUUCUUAACUGGAGCUCAAUUGUAAGGAAAAAGAACAGGAAAAAAACCUCCGGACUGGUCCUUUAAGAACCAAAUUUAUUAGAGGAGGGAGAAAAAAAAAGCAGCCCCUCGCACUUCCGGUGGAGAGAGACAAAAACAGCUGAACAGCCCCACGGAGGGGAGAAGAGAGCAGGGCGGCCUUGCAGACGCUGUUUAGUGGGACUUGAUUAAUUUGACCCAGGUCUCCGAGCAUCGACCUCCCUCUCCGAGAGACAGUCCAGAGGAGGAGGUGAGGACGCCUGCACACACCGUGAGCCAUGGUGAAGAUCAGCUUCCAGCCUGUGGCGGGACAGAAAGUGGACAAGGAGAAUGACGGCGACAAGACGGAAAUCCUCAUCCCCCGUCCGAUGGAUGAGGAUGAGCUGGUGCUGCCGCUGCGCCCCAAAAAGUCGCCCCUCAACGGGCUUUGCUGCCUGACGUUCGGCCUGGUGGUCUUCAUGGCCGGUCUGGUCCUGGCCUCCAUCUAUGUGUAUCGCUACUACUUUAUACCUCAUAUGCCAGAGGAGAACCUGUUUCACUGCAGGGUUCUCUUUGAAGACUCCGUCUACGCUCCCCUCCGUGGACGCCAGGAGCUGGAGGAAAAUGUCGGCAUCUACCUUUCUGACAAUUACGAGAAGAUCACUGUGCCCGUGCCUCACUUUGGAGGGAGUGACCCUGCUGAUAUAAUCCAUGAUUUCCACAGGGGAUUAACCGCCUACCAUGAUAUUGCUUUGGACAAAUGCUAUGUUAUUGAGCUGAACACCACCAUUGUGAUGCCUCCUCGCAAUCUUUGGGAACUUCUUAUCAACGUCAAGAAGGGGACAUACCUGCCUCAGACUUACAUCAUUCAUGAAGAGAUGGUGGUGACCGGCAAAGUGCACAACAUGCGUCAGCUGGGGCCUUUCAUCUACCGCCUGUGCAACGGGAAGGAUACGUACCGCUUGACGCGCCGCGUCACCCGCAGACGCCUCAACAAGCGAGAGGCGAAGGACUGCCACCACAUCCGCCACUUUGAGAACACGUUUGUGGUGGAGACGGUGAUCUGUGACGGCGCGUAAACACCUGAUUGCACAUCUCCACUCACUACCCCAGCCACUGUAGCACCCCCAUCCCUCCGGUGGAUCUGAUCAUAUCUCAGUUGCACUUUACUACUGCUGUUCUUGGAUAAACAUGGUUUUCCACUAUCUGUUUUGUUGUUGCUGCCCUUUUUUUUUUUUGUUUUAAUUAAUGGUAUCUACCCCUAAAGUGGUGAUGCAAUACUAAACUGUUUGUUUUAUCACAGGAUUUUUCCAUGUAGCAAUUCCUUAAGCCAAUAAUAAAAGCUCAUUUCAACAUC